Branchiostoma floridae (Florida lancelet) is the source of this 4176-nucleotide messenger RNA. RefSeq names its product NLR family CARD domain-containing protein 4-like. NCBI's taxonomy places the organism in Eukaryota, Metazoa, Chordata, Leptocardii, Amphioxiformes, Branchiostomatidae. Gene Ontology annotation, molecular function: protein binding. The transcript is spliced from 6 exons. The coding region runs from base 321 to 3536 and encodes 1071 amino acids. Gene Ontology annotation, biological process: signal transduction. The record is from RefSeq and is a predicted model, not a curated record.
CUGUUCCAGUCCCCUCCCACCAUGGCGGUGGCUGGGGGCAGCCGGACUAAAACUCUGUAAAACGCAAGUUUAGCGGGUUUUAUCUGUUCGGAUCGCUCCGUCACACCGCUACAGGGACCGGGAAGCUGUUAAGGUUUAAACGGCCCGACAGGAAAUUGUUUUUAUUGACAAUUUCUGAAACUUUUUAUCAAUUUAAAAUCAAGACUCUCAACUUACACCUAAGCUGAAAAAGCGGAACUGGAACUUCGGACGAGAAGAAAACCACACUAGAGAUUAGUGUUAAGUCUACAAAGGACUACAAAGUCACUCGUACAAUUUCCAUGGCGGAGGGAUGGCAUGACUUUGCGACAGGUGUUCGUAAAUACUUCUUUUACAUAAAAGAGAAUGUCAGCUCAGAUUGGAAGGACCUGGCCUUCCAUCUUGAUUUUCGGCGAUCAGACAUCAACAACAUUGCCGGUAGAAACCGAGAUGACAAGUCCCGCUGUAUGGACCUGUUGGAGGAAUGGCUCAAAUGUAACGGAGAAAAGUCCACUAGAGAGGUCCUGCUAGAGGCUCUGUCUGAGGCAAACUUACAGAGUACGGUGGACGGUCUAAAGAACAAAUAUCCUGAGUCACAAUCACAAGCCUCAAGUAGCCAACAGGAGAUAGCAGUUGUGAAAGCUGUGAAGAAAUACUAUGAGUUGAAGCUGACUCACGUCAAGCCUCUAAUCUGGAAUGACAACUUCACACUUACCAUCAGCGAUAUCUUCACGCAGUUAGAGUUGGUACCAACAAGUGCAAAUCUAUUAGAAAUGUCUGAAGACGGUCUCUUGUCAGGACAAGAAACAAAGUUAAAUUCGCUAGACGACUUGUUCAACCCAGAUAUCACAGCACAGUCUACAGAAAUAAGAUGUGUUCUGAUUGAGGGUGAAGCCGGAGGGGGAAAGACAACAUUUCUGUCCAAAGAAGCCCUCGAUGCCGUUUCAAAGAAAACUGAGCUGGGCAGACGGCAUGACAUCAUCCUUUUGAUCCACCUUAGGGAGGUGAGAGAUGGUGAGACCAUAGAGAUGAUAGUGUUGGACCAAUGUGUUCCCACCACUAAAGGUGUGGAUGUGGGGUCAAUUGAAACCAUCCUUGAGAAAAAUCAGUCCCGUGUUCUCUUCCUCCUAGAUGGGUAUGAUGAGCUGAGAACUGAGGCCAGGGCACCCGGACAGGCCAUUCCCAAACUGUUGGAUGGCAAGUUGUACCCAUUUAGCAUGAUUGUAAUCACUUCCCGACCCUCGGCAGGAGUGCAGCAGUACACUCAGCCAGACUAUCAAGUCCACAUCAAAGGCUUCUCCCCUGAACACAUGAGAAAAUAUAUACAACAGUAUUUUAGCAUCAUCGGAAACCCUCACAUAGCAGACGGCCUCCAGGCAAUUCUUGACAAAAACUCACUUGUUACUGAUUUGGUCCGAACCCCGAUUUUCCUGCUAUUGGUUUGUGUGUUGUGUGAGGAGGACCAAGAGUUGGUGUCAACUGGAACAAUGACGGGACUGUACAAUAACCUGUUGAAAUGUUUGGUUAAAAAGCACUGUAAGCGGGAAGGAGUGGACAUGCUCACAGAAAGACUUCUAACAGGGGUGAAUGAUACGUUACUGCAGCUCGGUAUGUUUGCACUAGAAGCGUUGCUGGGGAAUAAGACAUUCAUUGAUCUUACACAAUUAGAAGGGCAACAUAUAAACUGGGACUUGCUUUUAAGGCUUGGCGUGGUCACCUUGGAUGUGUCUGCCUCUAAAGUACAUCCAAAGAAGCAGCUUAACUUUUCACAUAAGACAAUGCAAGACUUCCUGGCCGGACGAUAUGUCGCUCAUGCUAUGGGGAAUGAAGACAUUGGUGAAUUGCUGCAGCUCACUUCUAUACACAAGGCACUUAAACUCAGUAAUCUGAUUCAGUUCACGUGUGGCUGUGACUCACGGGCGACACAAGUUGUGAUGGCAGAAAUGAUCAACCUCAGCAGCAAAGAGUUCUCAUGUUUACGACCAUAUAACUUUCAGAAGUCUCACAUGCCUGUCAAGGCAUUUAUAAGGAAGUCAGCUGAAAAUUAUAGAACAUUUGUUUUGCUCUGCCUCGACAUUCUAAACGAAAACAAAGAGCCGGAUGUACUACAAGCUGUUAGCAGAGCCCUGCCAGUUAUCACCAUGGACCUCGAAAGGCACAAGAAACAGCAUGCUGCUCUGAAGUAUUACUUACAAAACAUUCAGUCAUCGCUUCUCCAGAACAAUGUAAUGCUAAGUCUCAGUGGAGAAGACGGUUUUCAGUACUUGCAACAGCUUUUUGCCUCCCCCAUUCUUGGCCUGCAGUUAGACCUUAAACUAUGUUAUAAUGCACAUCUUGGCUCACCUGAUCAGACAACCAGGCUGGUUUCAGUUCUAAUGAAUGUUCCUGGUAUGAGGGCGCUAGAUCUGUCAGACACGGGACUAACACCAUCAAUGCUCCAGGUACUUGUGCAAGGGUUCGGUCACAUGCCUCUGUUAAAGGAGCUGGAUCUGAGUAACAACCGUGACAUUGGCGAUGCUGGGAUGAACGUCCUAGAGUCUGGGCUAUCUAGUGUUCCACACCUGACUGUACUCCGCCUUAAGUUGGUGUGCAUGACAGCUGUUGGUAUGAAAUCCUUAGUUCCCAAAAUGCGCCACUUAGAAGAACUGACAGAACUUGAUAUAAGUCAGAAUGAUAUCAGUGACACUGAGAUGGAAUCUGUCUCUGCCGCCCUCCUCAACUUCACAGCAAUGCAGGUGUUUGUCUUGGAGCGGAUCGGCAUCAGCAACACAGGCAUGCGCAAAUUGGUCCCUGCGCUGUGUAGGUCAAACACACUGAUCAAACUGGACAUUAGUAGGAACAUCAACAUAGGUGACCCUGGGCUGGAAUGCAUAGCCGAUAUCCUCCCACAACUCACAGCCAUAAAGGUGCUGCUUCUCAGGUGUACAGGUAUUAGUGACAGGGGAAUAUCAACCCUGGUCCAAGCUCUGCCUCACCUGGUACAACUACAGGUGUUGGAUGUGAGCUUCAAUAAAAUCGGAGACUCGGGGAUUGUCUCACUGGUAGAGACACUCUGCCAGCCCAAAAGAUUGGACAUCGAACAAAAUCCAGCUGGUGACAAGAGUCUGACCAACAACACACUGCAGGAACUGCACAUAGGGGGAGUUCGGGGAGUAACAGGAACCGGACUAGGGAGGGUCGCACAGCUCAUCAUCGCACUGCCGGCACUGACCAGGCUGGACAUGUCUGGUUCCUGGGAUACACCCGCCCAUCUUCCUGACACAGCUGACGUGACUCAGGCUGACACACAUACACACCUGUCUGACACCGCUGCCAUGACUCUGGCCAAGGCUCUGCCCAGGCUCCCUGUCCUGGAGUGGCUGGACCUGUGGUACAUCUCCAUGGAGCCUGCAGGGUUCCAGGCUGUGGUGCAGGCUGCUGAGGAACACCCAACAUUGGACAGGCUAUGGUAUGACAAGGGGGGAGUUCCUGAAGGAGCGGAUACCAGCGCCAGCUGCUUGACUUUGAAUCCGUGGUAGAUUUACGGUUUCGUGCCUCGUGGUCGCCGACUGCUUCAAAAUGUAAUAAAUGAUUCCAGAGCCCCGUUGACAAGGCUCAGAAAUAAUAAUAAGAAAUUGCAGAUUAACCAAUUGUGAGGUACUUUGAGGUUUUAAUUUUGGACUAGAUUUGUUUUUCGCUGUUUCAGAACGUGUGCCUAGAAGCAUUGCCUUGCUGAUGUUACGUGUGAUUUUGAAAAUACUUUGACAAUAAAGGAGUAUAGAAAAUCCUAGUGCACAUUUCCUCCCAACAUCUUCUUGGUGUAUUCAGAGUAUACCAGUUAGCCUUGUCUCAACGGGGCAGUCAGCAAACGUUUCGAUGUUCCUUCCUACAUGUGCUUGAAGACGACAACAGAACCAGCCGUGAAGUGUUGCAGACCUUUAAUGCACCGAUAGCCAUAUACAGACACAGAUAUACCAAGAUUGCCAUACAAAAACGGAAUCUCUACAAUAAAUAUUGAGUAGUGUUCACCUUCUCCAUAAGGUCUGUAUGUACAGGCUGACGUCUAUUGUCAGCACUUUUCAUGAACCACCAAAGCUGAGAGCGGAGACACGUCUAGAGGCUACACACGGGCACAUCGAGCUACUCUAACGGCCACCGGCAACAUUCAACUGAGAAAAA